UUCUCAUCAAACAAAUACACUGUCAUCUUCCUUUCUUUGACCAACAAUUAUACUUUUUUCCUAUGAUAAUUACAUUUCUCUUGUUUUAUAGUAGUAUUAUAUGUUAAUGGCAGUAAAUAUUUUUUUUUCCUGAUAAUCAGUCAUAUUCAUAAGAAAUUUAAAAAAAUGGUGUGGUGGUGCCAACUAAGAAGCUGGCUUGCACCUGUUCCAUGACUUCCCUUUUACUGUUUGUAAUUGUAAGGCAAAUUUCUCUUAUCACCUACCACUGAAAACUCCAUCUUUCCUUUCCUUCUCUGUCAUAUUCCUAUUUCUAAAAAGCACCCUUAUACCGAUUGUACCAUUUAUUAUUCUAUGUAUUUUUAGUCUCUUUGCAAAUUCAGCCCUUUUGUUGUUGUCAUCUGGUUUACUGUCUUUCAGAAGGGGCAGGUGGUGGUCUCAGAAAGCACCAUCUCAGCUUAGAUUUGGACUUUAAUCUGCCAAUGCUGUGAAAAAUCAGAUACAAGAUUGUACUAUUAGUUUUGCUAGUAUUUAACUUGUGUAGCUCUAAAGAGAGUCUAUUAUUUGUGUGUUCUUAGAAUUUGGUAAGUGCAUUGGCUUUCUUGGGUUUUCUUGGUCAAGAUCUGUGGAUUGGCUUUUUGUUCAUCCUUUUGAGGAAGAGAGUGAUGAUGGAGUUCUUGAGAUCUGGUCUUUGAAGAUUGUGUUUUGGGGGUAUAUCUCAGGAAGGUCUGUUGACAUCCUAGAAGAUGGCUUCUAAUCUAAAGGAGGAUUUAUCGCAAAAAACUGCUGUGUUUGGUCUCAAGGUCUGGCAAUUGAUUGGAAUCCUUGUUGGGAUUUUCAUAGUGGUCAUCCUCUUAUUGUUAACAUUGUAUCUCACUUUCCGGAGGAAGUCAAAAAGAGCUACAGACAAUCUCCCUAUUAGCCAAAUACCUACUGUUUCUAAGGAAAUUAAAGAAGUUCGGGUUGAGCAAGUAUCAACAAACGAAUUUGCUCCACGUGAUGGAAUUCUUCUCACUAUUCAUGACAAAACCAGUGAUAAAGAAUCAGACAAGGUUUUGGUUCAUCUUGGAAUGGGGAAAAAGAACGGCGAUAACAGCAGNAGGAAAAAGAACUGCGAUAACAGCAGUCAAUCGGAUUCCUUCCAUCACAUUGAUAAGGACUGUUGUGGGUCACAAUCAGGAGAAGAAGGGAGUUCAUGCAAAACUGCAUAUAAAGCUUAUAAUUCACAUCCAAUAGCUGCUCCUUCUCCUCUAACUGGAUUACCUGAAUUUUCACACUUGGGUUGGGGCCACUGGUUUACAUUGAGAGAUCUUGAGGUUGCAACAAGCCGGUUCUCAAAGGAGAAUAUUCUUGGUGAGGGUGGAUAUGGCGUUGUCUACAGGGGAAGUUUGAUUAAUGGAACACCUGUAGCUAUUAAGAAGCUCCUCAACAAUCUAGGUCAAGCAGAGAAAGAGUUCCAAGUGGAGGUUGAAGCCAUCGGCCACGUGCGUCACAAAAAUUUGGUUCGCCUUCUAGGAUACUGCAUUGAAGGAACUCACAGGAUGCUGGUUUACGAGUAUGUCAGCAAUGGCAAUUUGGAACAGUGGCUUCAUGGAGCCAUGCGACAUCACGGGUAUCUCACUUGGGAGGCUAGGGUGAAGGUUCUCCUUGGGACAGCUAAAGCUCUUGCUUAUUUGCAUGAGAAUAUUGAGCCCAAAGUUGUUCAUCGAGACAUAAAAUCAAGUAAUAUAUUGAUUGAUGAUGACUUCAAUGCUAAAGUCUCUGACUUUGGUCUUGCCAAGCUGCUUGGUGCGGGCAAAAGUCACAUCACAACUCGAGUCAUGGGUACCUUUGGGUAUGUGGCUCCUGAAUAUGCAAAUACUGGUCUCUUAAAUGAAAAGAGUGAUGUUUAUAGCUUUGGGGUUGUGCUGUUAGAAGCAAUCACUGGAAGAGAUCCCGUGGACUAUGGCCGGCCGGCCCAAGAGGUGAAUCUUGUUGACUGGUUGAAAAUGAUGGUUGGAAGCAGACGCUCAGAGGAAGUAGUAGAUCCAAAUAUUGAAUCAAGGCCACCAACAAGAGCUCUCAAAAGAGCCCUUCUGACUGCUCUGAGAUGUGUUGAUCCAGAUUCUGACAAGAGACCAAAGAUGAGCCAAGUUGUUCGUAUGCUUGAAUCAGAGGAAUAUCCCAUACCAAGAGAGGAUCGAAGGCAACGAAGAGCUCAAGCAGGUAACGCAGAGAGUGAAUCUCAGAAUUACGACACUGACAAGAGUGACAACCCAGAUUCAAGGUCAGAAAGUAGAAGGAAUCAUAAAGUAUGACAGUCUUAGACACAGCUUUCUGGUCGUUAAUGAGAAGCGUAUUACUUACAAAGGCUUCACCAUACUGAAGUCUACCGGAUCAAAUGAGUAGGAGGAUGAACUGUUUCUGGUGGUAUAUUGUUGAUCAGAGAUUGACUACUCUUCUUUUUCUUCUCCCUUGGUGGGUUCUAUUCUUUCUUAUCUUUUAUUUGUAUCUCGGUUUUUCUUCCUUCUUUUUCCUCUUUUCCAUUUUGGUUCUUUCCUUGUAUGAAAGUAGAUAGGGAGUUAAUUGUGUUGUGGACUUGAUGGUCUUGUAACUAAACUGAAAACAAUCAGGGGGCGGGGGUUGUGUACAGAAGAAUUUCUUUCUUUGGUAUUCAGUAUUAUUUAAGUAAUACUUCUAUAAUUUAUUUUCCUUAAAAGGAAUACUAUGGUUCAAAUCUCAGUA
Molecule: messenger RNA, 2721 nt
Organism: Nicotiana tabacum (common tobacco)
Lineage: Eukaryota; Viridiplantae; Streptophyta; Magnoliopsida; Solanales; Solanaceae
Product: putative receptor-like protein kinase At5g18500
Biological process (GO): protein phosphorylation
Molecular function (GO): protein kinase activity; ATP binding
Source: RefSeq, a predicted model, not a curated record